This is a messenger RNA of Daucus carota subsp. sativus, 1251 nucleotides long. Its product is annotated as lignin-forming anionic peroxidase. The coding region runs from base 101 to 1072 and encodes 323 amino acids. Gene Ontology annotation, biological process: response to oxidative stress; hydrogen peroxide catabolic process. The record is from RefSeq and is a predicted model, not a curated record. Lineage: Eukaryota; Viridiplantae; Streptophyta; Magnoliopsida; Apiales; Apiaceae. The transcript is spliced from 4 exons. Gene Ontology annotation, molecular function: peroxidase activity; heme binding.
CAUCUUCAUUCUUCACUACUACGUACUAGUUACUACAAACUACACAUACAACCAUCUCCUAGCUAGCUAUCUCCAAAACUUGAUUGAUAUUGUUAAGAAAAUGGGUUCUGGCAAGUAUAAUGCCGCCGCAGCUAUUGCUACUAGUUUCUUUUUUGUGUUUCUCUUCUGCAUGCCAAGCAAUGCACAGCUAUCUACUUCAUUUUAUGAUCAAACUUGUCCGGAUUUACAGAGUACCGUUAAGACACAAGUGAGGACUUCCAUAUCUGCAGAGCGUCGGAUGGCAGGCUCACUCAUUCGCCUUCACUUCCAUGAUUGCUUUGUUCAGGGAUGUGAUGCAUCAAUCUUGCUUGAUGAUUCUCCUACGAUCCAAAGUGAGAAGAGGGCCCCUCCAAACAACAAUUCUGUAAGAGGUUACGAUGUCAUAGACCGAGCCAAGACCGCGGUGGAGAAGAUUUGCCCCGGGGUCGUCUCUUGUGCAGACAUUCUAUCUAUUGCUGCUCGUGAUGCUACUGUUUUGGCUGGUGGUCCGUCAUGGACUGUAAAGCUAGGAAGAAGAGAUUCUACAACUACCAAUUUUGCACAAGCAUCCAAUGGUCUUCCCUUUUUCCGCGAUAACCUCCAGAAACUUAUUGAUGACUUCGCUAACAAGGGCUUCACCAUAAGGGAGAUGGUUGCUUUAUCUGGUGCACAUUCGUUUGGUCAGGCACAAUGUUUCACAUUCCGUGACAGAAUCUACAACAAUGCAUCAGACAUUGAUGCUGGAUUCGCAAGCACCCGAAGACGCGGCUGUCCUUCCAGUGGCAGAGACACCAAAUUAGCCCCACUGGAUUUGGUAACAUCGACCUCAUUUGACAACAACUACUACAAGAAUAUAAUGCAGAAGAAGGGACUUCUUGAAACAGAUCAGAUCCUUCUCAGCGGAGGCUCGACAGAUGACAUUGUCAGAGAUUACAGCAAGAAUCCAGCCACAUUCAAAAGUGAUUUUGCAGCUGCCAUGGCCAAAAUGAGUGAUCUCAGCCCCCUUACAGGUCAAUCUGGUGUAAUUAGGAGAAUUUGCAGUUCCCUCACAUAAACGGAAUUUCUCCGCGUACUAUUUGUCAGGAAGAUAUGAAAUAAAUUGUACAAGUAGAUAGAAGUUCACUUCAUUCAUUCAUCUGAAGUUCACUUCAUUCAUUCAUCUACAUAUUCUUUCUUUCUUUUGUAUUGUAUUGUAACUCAUAUCUUGAAAUUUUCAAAAUUUUAAUUCUGUUA